UUUGGUGCUGCGUGAAAACAGCAAUGGUUACACACAGCGCCCUUUUCGUUCUCGCUCUUGUGAGUGUUUCGUACGGUCAAGCGCCAAUGGGCAACGGCACAGACGAAACCAUCCAUUUGACACUCAUGGAAAGUCACUCAAGCAACGUACUGGCAAGUCUUAACGUCACAAUUGAGAACUUCUCCUCCACAAGGACGGUGUACAGAGACACCAACCUGCGAUGCUUUUCAAUCAUUUCGGAGGGUGGCAAGAUGAACAGGGUCGUGUUCAGCAGAAGUGGACUACGGGAUACGAGAACCGGAAGAACGUUUUUGUAUGCUUUGCACAUACAAGACGAAGGAAAAAUCAGGUGCGAAUACAAGCCAUGGGGCCUGGUUCUUCAAGCGAGCAAUGAGAUUUUCGUCCGAUUUGGACACAAUCAGGUCUCCGUGGUUAAGUUGGAGCCCAGCAUCGACAUUUCAACACUCCAAAUGGCAUUGAUGAGCAGCACAGUUCGCAGGAAGGCUGCAGAUCCGAAUGUAUAUCACAUCGAGUCUGAAUAUGUCACCCAAAAUCCUUUUGCGGACAGACUGAAUAUUCAAAAUCUGAAUCAAAAGCUUGUGCAGACUCUUGGUCCCAGGGUACGAGUUGAGUACGUAAGAAGCACCAAAUACUGCCCGCCGAUCGACGAAUUUGGCAUUCCCCCAACGUUCACCACGAAUAGUACGUACGUUUCGGCCGACAACAAAGUGUUGCAUUGCAUCGGAGACUAUUACACCGGCGCCUACUGGGAUGAAACGGAGUUGGCUGCACUUGGAUACAACCGCGGAGCGCUAACCACCGUUGAAGCGCUGAAGAUUUUCUCAAGACAACUCACGGACCUUAAGCAUCCACAAAAACUUGCGGUUAUUGCAAAUCAAUACGAGAAUUUCGCAACUGAUGAUAGCGGACUACUGAAACAAGCGAAAGCUCAAAACAUCAGCAACGAGCUCCUCAUCAACUUGGACGCCGCACUCGUCAGCGCUAAACUGGUCAAUGGUUCCGAAGAAGAAAACAGGAAGCACUUUUCCGCUCGGGUUGAGGAUUUGAAUCAGACAAAAUCAGUUGGAGUGAUUGUCAUGGAGAGGUCUGUAGACAAGAAUGAAACCCAAAUGCUUCUUCCGAUACUGAAGGACUCGGAUAAUAAUAUGGUGAUGGACCCAAGCGUAAGUGCUGGGGUGAGACUUCCUGAAAGCUUGCUGGAGAGAGAGAAUGUUUCAAAGAGGCUGGUGGUGACGGUGUUCCGGGAAACAGCGACACUCUUUAACGAACACAUUAGCACGACGAGUGUGGUCAACGUUAAUCUUGGCGGCGUGCACCACAAGGACUUGAAGAAUCCCGUAAUAAUUUGGUUUCGCAGAAACGCGUCAGCACCUCUUGGAGUUUGCGUUUUCUGGGAUUUCUCACUAAGAAAUGGAGCCGGCAACUGGUCAACAGAGGGAUGCUCACUGAACACCACGCAUCAGUUGCCUAACUCAAGCUACGUUAUAGACGAAUGCCACUGCUGGCACAUGACCCACUUUGGAGAAAUCAUCUGGAACUCUGACGAGGAUUUCAUUAGCUCGGAAUAUGCCAAAAUGGAGAUGGAGCUGGAGCAGAUCAGCGUGAUCGGAUGCAUAGUUUCCCUGGUUGCUUUGUCAGGCGUGUUCAUCUCAGCGGCCGUUUCACCAAAAUGGCUCAGAGGCGUCGGCCAGAAGAUCCUGCUGCAAAUGGCCAUCAGCUUCGCCUUGCUGCUGUCCAUUUUCCUGGUGGCAACGUUCGUCAGCCAACAGCAGCUGGGAGAAGUAGGCUGCUUCUUCGUUGGAUUUUUCCUGCAUUACGCCAUCUUGAGCAACUUCUUCUGGAUGCUGGUGGCCGGCUACCUGCAGUACAACCGCCUGGUCAAGGUCCUCUACAGUCGCACGCCAAAGCUGCUGCUGAAGGCGUCUGUCAUAGGCUGGGGCAUCCCGGUCGUCCCCGGCGCCGUCACGCUCAUCUCCCAGAGUUUCUGGGUCUACAGCAAGCCCCCGCUGUACCUUCCCACUGGCCUCGCGUUCUACCUGACCACUUUCGCACCGCUCGUGGUCACCCUGGUGCUUAAUCUGUGCAUCUUCGCGGCAAUCGUGAAGAACAUGUACGUCAUGUCGGAGAAUGAGCCGAGAAAGCACGCAAACUAUUGCCUCUCGGUGACCAGAUUCAAACAGAUCGCCUUCCUCUUCGCGCUCUUCGGACUCAGCUGGAUCUUCGCUGUCUGCCAGGUGGCGUUCAAACAAUGGCGGAUCAUUUUCGCCUACCUCUUCUGUCUGACUAUCACCUUCCAGGGGAUAUUCUACUUCAUUUUCUUUGUGCCUCUGCACGAUCUCGUACAUGGAUCAUGGAGAACCCUGUUGUGCGGAGGAAGGAUGUUAUUCAAGAUGGAGUGGGGAAGCGAGCACUCCACUGGCACCACAUUCACCACCGCAAGCAGAGGAACCCGUGCCUCCCGGAUUUCAAGAGUGUCAUAUUUGCCACAGUAAAAUAAAACUAAAAUUUACUGAGCAAAGAAAAAAAUACACACGCAGGUUAAUCUAAUAAUUUUAAUACACCGAAUGGCUCUACUCCUACUCCGC
Cloeon dipterum is the source of this 2606-nucleotide messenger RNA. RefSeq names its product adhesion G-protein coupled receptor G2-like. The record is from RefSeq and is a predicted model, not a curated record. Gene Ontology annotation, cellular component: plasma membrane. Gene Ontology annotation, biological process: adenylate cyclase-activating G protein-coupled receptor signaling pathway; cell surface receptor signaling pathway. Bases 24 to 2513 code for a protein of 829 amino acids. The transcript is spliced from 3 exons. Gene Ontology annotation, molecular function: G protein-coupled receptor activity. Lineage: Eukaryota; Metazoa; Arthropoda; Insecta; Ephemeroptera; Baetidae.